This is a messenger RNA of Loxodonta africana (African savanna elephant), 1777 nucleotides long. Its product is annotated as zinc finger protein 77-like. Bases 125 to 1228 code for a protein of 367 amino acids. Gene Ontology annotation, biological process: regulation of DNA-templated transcription. NCBI's taxonomy places the organism in Eukaryota, Metazoa, Chordata, Mammalia, Proboscidea, Elephantidae. The transcript has 4 exons. The record is from RefSeq and is a predicted model, not a curated record.
UUUGCAACCCAGACGUACCUCAUUUCCCUGCGCCUUCGCUCGGAGAUCUAGGCUGGCCUUUCUGGCGCGACCCUGGUGUCGCCGGCCCGCGGACAGGACGCCGAGAGGUCUGCAGAAGCCGGACAUGGACUCCGUGGACUUAGAGGACGUGGCUGUGAACUUCACCCAGGAAGAGUGGGCUUUGCUGAAUGCUGCUCAGAGGAACCUCUACAAAGAUGUGAUGCUGGAAAUCUUCCGGAACAUGGCCUCAGUAGAUAGUUGUGCUCCAAUGAAAACCAGAACAUCAAGUCCUCAGCAGGUUAUUUUUGGGAAUGAACUAUCCCACAGAGAGAAAAUAAGAAGUUUCAUAACAAAUGAUUCCCAGCCCAAUUUGGAAGAAAAAGGGAAACUUCAUAACAUUGAAGAUCAGCCCCAAAUCCAGGACAGGAAUUUGAGGGAAUGUGUGAGCGGUCAUAGAGGACAGAAAAUCCCUGCAUGUGAAGUGUGUGGGAAAACGUUUAUGCAUUCCUCCUCCCUUAAGCUACAUUUAAGACGUCACAGUGGAGAAAAACCUUAUGAAUGUAAUGAAUGUGGGAAAGCUUUCAGUUGUCCAACAUACUUUCGGGAACAUGUGAGAAUGCACACUGGAGAGAAACCCUAUGAAUGUAAGUAUUGUUGGAGAGCCUUCAGUUUUUACUCAUCCCUUCAAGAACAUGAGAGAACACACACUGGAGAGAAACCCUAUAAAUGUAAGCAGUGUGGGAAAGCCUUCACUUGUUACUCCUCCCUUCAUGGACAUGAGAGAAUACACAGUAAGCAGAAACCUUAUGAAUGUAAGCAAUGUGGCAAAGCCUUCAGUUGUCCCAAAUACUUUCGACAACAUGUGAAAAUGCACAGUGGAGAAAAACCCUAUGAAUGUAAGCAAUGUGGGAAAGUCUACAGUAUGUCCACCAACCUUCGACAGCAUAUGAUAACGCACAGUGGCGAGAGACCAUAUGAAUGUACACAAUGUGGGAAAGCCUUCAGAUGGCCUACCUCCUUACGAUUACACAUGAAAACGCACUCUAGCGAGAAACCCUAUGAAUGUAAACAGUGUGGAAAAGCCUUCGUGUUUCCUUCAUGCUUUCAAAGACACGAGAGAACACACAGUAAAGAGAAGCCCUAUGAAUGUAUGCACUGUGCGAAAGCCUACAAAUGCCUUGAAUCCCUUCAAGGACACCUGAGGAAACACACUGGAGAGCAACACUAAGAAUACAAAGAAUGUAGGCAAGUCUUCAUUCACCCUUAAAGCCAAGUUGUGCACGCAGGAAAAAUCCCUAUUGGUGUAAAUGGGAAAACCUCCAGGUACAGCAAUCCUCUUAUUGUAUACACGUAAACUCAGAACAGGAAAUAAAUCUUUUAAUUGUUAUGUAUGAUAUUGCCUUUAUUUGCACCUCAUCCUUCAUAUGGAUCUCUUGUAUUGAUUUCUAGUUUAUGUUUCUAACGUAAUCAUCUAAGAUAAUAUCCCUCUAUGUCCUUGGGUAGCACAAAUGGUUAAGUGCUAGACUACUAAUUGAAAGGUCGGCAGUCCCAAUCCACUCGGAGGUGUCUUGGAAGAGAGUCCUGGCAAUCUGCUUCCAAAAACCAGCCAUUGAAAACCCUGUGGAGCGCAGUUCUAUUCUGAAACACCCGGGAUGCCAUGACUUGGAAUCAACUCAACAGCAACUGGUUUGGUUUUUAUGUUCUUUUUCAGCUGUACCAUAUACAUUUUGUUAUAUGAAACUUUAAAUAUACAGUUACAUAAAACUUGUCUCAUUUC